Archocentrus centrarchus (flier cichlid) is the source of this 1296-nucleotide messenger RNA. It is a transcript of the gene nicol1, whose product is annotated as NELL2 interacting cell ontogeny regulator 1. The coding region runs from base 194 to 466 and encodes 90 amino acids. The record is from RefSeq and is a predicted model, not a curated record. NCBI's taxonomy places the organism in Eukaryota, Metazoa, Chordata, Actinopteri, Cichliformes, Cichlidae. The transcript is spliced from 4 exons.
AUUUUUUUAAGUGUUGUCACCGGAAGUCUUGAUUUCGGGUCCCCGAAGAACGUUUUAGCAGGCUAACACGCAUGCGCACUCACUUAAUCUCCAUACAACAGUACUCGGUGGGCAUCUUGCGCUCAUCUGGUGAUCUGCAAACCAUCAUCGGCCGAUCGACGACUGAAGGUGAGUAAGUGACCGCAUCAUCGCCAUGGCAUCCAGCGGGUACGUGCAGGCAGUGGUGCUCCUGCUGGCGCUGCAGCUCGUCUGUCUCGCGGCAGCUGAUGCGGAUCAUGAGACGGGGACUGUCAUCCCUGCCGAAAGUCGCCCGUGUGUGGACUGUCAUGCCUUCGAGUUUAUGCAGAGGGCGCUACAAGAUCUAAAGAAGACCGCGUUCAACCUUGAUGCCAGGACAGAGACGCUGGUGCUGAGGGCAGAGAGGAGGGCUCUGUGUGACUGUAUGCCCACCAACUCACUGCGCUGAGCUCCCGUGGACACAUCCGCCCCGACACACUGAAAAACAACUCUGUCCUGAACCUCUGCUCAUGUACAGCAGUUCUCAUCUUUACAUAUUCACACAAUAGGCACUUUAUUUUGUUUUCUUUCAUGUCACUGUUGAGUGAAGCUCUGAUCUGAGCAUGAGGCAUGUUUCUGCCUUAUCUGGGAUGACUUUUAUACCACUGAUGUUUUACAUGGUGAAUCACAAGCCUGUGAACUUAGAUUGUUUUCACUGACAGCCGCUCUCAUCUGUCCCCUAUGAAGCAUAAACAUUUUUUGUACCUUUUUGACUGUAUGACGUAGAUAGGAUGUGGUAUGUAUCUGUAAACUCGUUGAAUGUCUUGUGUGAGAUUAAUGUUUACACACAUCGAACUGUAGCAUCACACAGAGUUCAUUUAACGGCUCAAAAUUAGAUUUCGAUUAGUUAAAUUAUUAUUAGGGAUCUGACUGUAAUUCACUGAUUCAAAGGGACUGCUUUGCAGCCUGUAAAAGAGUUUGGGUGGUUUACAAAUGAAACUUUUUUUGUAAAGAAAUUAAGUAAAGGUGAAGUUUUACUUCUUUACAAAAGAGGACUCGUAGGUCUUGAUUUAGCACAGCACUGUAGCAUGAAUUUACAGCACUUUUAUUUAACCUGUUGCUAAUAUUGAUUGUAUGUAUAGAUUAUGUACGUGUACACGGGUAUGUGGAACGGGGAGUCAGAUGCACUGCAGCCAUCAGCAGGGGAAGGAGGGAUGGACAGACCUGCAGCAGGGAACAUGGACGUAGAAAUAAUUGUCUUACUGUUGCUUGUUAAUAAACAGCAUAUUUGUGUCACAA